UGAGUCCAGUACUAGUGUUGUAAUUAAGAGACAUAGGGAGGGGGCAAGGUGGGAAAAGGAUCGCAAAAUACCGAAUCAGCGUAGACCAAAAAAAGAAAAGAAAUAAAAAAAGUAAAAAGAAGAGAAACGGUCUGGGCUGGGGCAAUUCCUGACCUUAAAACUAGCAAGCAUAAAUAACUUGCAAAACUGUGGCCUUUUAUUUCUUUUUCUGGCCAUCAUCGUAUCUUUUCCAAAACACCAAAAAUGCCUGCGACAACAGAGAACAACAACCAAGGCUCAUUCCUGGGUCGAAUAAGCAUCCGCAGAAACCAAGUGAUGUCCAUGGACGGAAGCCACGACCAAGAGAUGGAAGACCUGGAGCUUUUCCAGAAGCACAUCGGAGACCGCUUCUCGGAGCUCUUAUCCUCCACCUCCGAAGACUCCUCCUCCUCCUCCUCCUCCUCCUCCUCCGGCGACGCGCUUCUCUCCAUUGCGUGGCUCCGCAGGCUCCUCGACGAGUUCCUCUGCUGCGAGGCCGAGUUCAAAGCCGUCGUCUUAAUGGGCCGCGACCCUUCCCAGAUCACGAAGCCACCGCUCGACAAGCUCCUCCCGGAUCUCCUCGACCGCGGCGUCAAGUCCCUCGACGUCUGCAAUGCCGUCACCCUCGGCCUCGACGCCGUCAAGAACCUCCAGCGCCUCGCCGAGAUCGCCGUCGCGGCCCUCGAACAAACCCCCCUCGGUGACGGCCAGGUCCGCCGCGCCAAGAAGGCGCUCUCCGCCCUCGUAGCCGCCAUGCUGAACGACGACAGCAACGCCGCCGCCAAGGGAACCGAACGCACCCGCUCCUUCGGGCGCCGCGCCGGAAACACCAACGCCACUAAAUACAAGUCGCUGUCGUGGAGCAUGGCCAAGAACUGGUCCGCGGCGAAGCAAAUCCACGCGAUGAUGUCGAAUCUGACGGCGCCACGUGGCGCGGAGUCCUCGGGAUUGGCGCAACCCAUGUACAUGAUGAGCACCGUGUUGGUGUUCGUGAUGUGGACUCUGGUUGCGGCGGUUCCUUGCCAGGAAAGGAAUGGGCUAGGGACCCAUUUUCCUCUGCCGAGGCAAUUGGGCUGGGCCCAGCCCAUGAUCGGCCUGCAGGAGAAGAUUGCGGAGGAGUGGAAGAAGAAAGAGAAGAAAGGGAACGUUGGGUUGUUAGAGGAGAUGCAGAGGAUGGACAAGCUGGGUCAGUCCCUGAUUGAAUUCGCAGACUCGUUUCAGUUCCCAACCGAAACGGAGCGUAUGGAUGAGGUGAAGAAGCACGUCGAGGAAUUGGGGGACAUUUGUAAAAAAAUGGAGGAAGGCUUGGAACCUUUACAGCAGCAGAUUAGAGAGGUCUUUCACAGGGUCGUAAGGAGCAGGACUGAGUUUCUCCUUGCCUUGGACCAAGCUGCCAAGUCCACUACACCCGCUCUGUAAAUAACCACAAUCUACAUCAUCAUCCUUUUAGGUUUCACACAUUUUACAUGCCACCUUAUCUACUUUUCUAAAUAAAAAAACUGCCCCCAAAAAUUAAGGGCUAUAUACUUAUGCGUUAA
Molecule: messenger RNA, 1556 nt
Organism: Glycine soja
Lineage: Eukaryota; Viridiplantae; Streptophyta; Magnoliopsida; Fabales; Fabaceae
Exons: 1
Coding region: 244-1437 (397 amino acids)
Source: RefSeq, a predicted model, not a curated record